AUGCAAUUAAAAAGUAGUGAACUUUUAUUGAAUAUAAGAAUUGUUUUCUCGAGUUUUGUUGUGGCUCAUUUAGUGUAUGCAGCUAUUGUUCUACUAUCAAUAGACCUCACUCAGGACGAAGAUCCAAAGAUCAGUGCUUAUGGCAGACUACGCUGGAGAUUGCUUACUUGCUGGUUUAAUCUGUUCAUGCUUCUAUAUUUCCCUGUAACAAUUUACUGCGAUUGGAAACAAAAAAUGGGAAAAUGGGAUAGUAGAAGAGUGACACUGUUACGAACUGCCAAAGAUACUGUGAUGACCAGCAUCAUUUUCCCGACGACUACGUACAGUGACUAUUUCUUUUGGCGCAUGUGGCAUCAAGAUCCCACUCUGAUUGGCCCGGAGGCUGUCUUUAACUACAUGCCGUCUUGGGGCCAGCACUCUCUGCAUACAUUGUCUGGCCUGACGGUUAUCUUGGACAUACUUCUCACUCCGAGAAGAAGACCCAAGAGUAUCCUACCCGGAUUGUCGUUGACGUUCGCCUUUUGUGUUGUAUAUACGCUCGUACUUAUAAUAAGUUACUACAACGGCGAUGUCGUUUACAACCUCAUCGAGAUUUUCAACAAACAGCAGCUAAUACUUCUAGUGUUGUUAGCGUUUUUAGAACACACUUUCUUUUAUACACUACAAUGGUGUAUUAUUGACACAGUGCACGGAAAAUUAGGAAAAAAUAUACAAAAAUAUGACUAAUAUUCUAUUUAAAUAAAUUUAUGUAUAGAUUUAGAUAUUAAAUUAAUUUAUAAUAAUAUUAUGUAUUGGAACUGAAAAAUUCGUAUAUAUACUGUUUAAAGUCAAAAACUUUGAUUUGAAAAA
Danaus plexippus (monarch butterfly) is the source of this 849-nucleotide messenger RNA. RefSeq names its product androgen-dependent TFPI-regulating protein-like. Gene Ontology annotation, cellular component: endomembrane system; membrane. Lineage: Eukaryota; Metazoa; Arthropoda; Insecta; Lepidoptera; Nymphalidae. The coding region runs from base 1 to 726 and encodes 241 amino acids. The record is from RefSeq and is a predicted model, not a curated record. The transcript has 4 exons.